AUGGUGAAUCCAGACUGCCAGAAAAUGGAACUGCAUACCUUUCGCCAGGAGCUUCCUUCCCACCAGGAGGCCCGCAGACGUCCCGAGCCCACCAGCGUCAUUCCACAGCUUACUCCCAAUGAGGAUCUUGAAAGGCUGCUCCGUCGCCACCGCCCUGCCAUCGCAACAAUCGAGUUCGGCAUGAACUACGGCGCGGAGUGGGCGACACAGCACUUUGCAGCCAAGCUUGCAGAGCUCUGGAGGAAGGCGGAAAUGUUCGGACAUAUCUUUGCGAAUUCUCCUGACCCUGCCAGAGACGGACAGCUGCCCAUUCGUAUCAGAGAAUACCUCAAUCGCGUCUCGCACAGCAUCCUGAUGCCCCGUCUGCUCGCGAGCCCUGGCACCAGGUGGGCCCUGGUCUCCAGAGCGAUCAACGAGUGGCUGCUUGAUUGGGUCCUGAACGAGACGGUGAUACAGGGAUUUGACCUGGUUUUGGAUGCCGAGUAUCAACUGCUGAAGCACCAUCUCCUUCGCGACCUUGAGCCCUUCGUGCGAAAGGUUGUGCUCAACGCCAUGGUGAAAAUCGUCUGCGAGAUUCUGUGCAAGCCUGGAUUCAAAGAAUUCUACCUGGAAAAGCACCGGUGGUAUGUGGAGAAGCUGUGGCGGUACAUUGGGCGUCUUGUUCCAGACAUACCUGAGUACCAGACCGAGGGCCGCACCAGAAUCGCACAAAUCAUCGCAAAGGCGCAGGCUCUGUCGGUCGACAUGCUUCUGACUCCUUUGGAGUAUGUGCAUUAUUUCCCGGAGAGCGACGAGCUUUUUGACCCGAUUGAGAUGGUCAACAUGGACCCCACCAACGACAGAUCUCCAGCCGAGCUAGUGCGCUUGUGGUUCAGAGUCAAACUAGGUUACACUCCCGUCACAUACAUUCGCGCAAACUUCGAAGAAUCAUCGACCUGCGAGCUUGUCUUCCAGAGUGAGGUGCUGCUGAUGCCCGAGAACAGCGCGGCACUUAUCCCGGAGUCCCUGAUAUCUCGCCUUAACCAGUACUGA
Messenger RNA from Aspergillus viridinutans, 1032 nucleotides. RefSeq lists its product as uncharacterized. The coding region runs from base 1 to 1032 and encodes 343 amino acids. Lineage: Eukaryota; Fungi; Ascomycota; Eurotiomycetes; Eurotiales; Aspergillaceae. The transcript has 2 exons. The record is from RefSeq and is a predicted model, not a curated record.